AUGGCGGCCGCAGGCAAGUUCAACCGGAGUAACCCGGCGGUUAAGCGGAUCCUGCAGGAGGUGAAGGAGAUGCAGUCUAAUCCUUCCCCCGAUUUCAUGGCCCUGCCUCUCGAGGAGGACAUUUUUGAGUGGCAAUUUGCUAUCCUGGGGCCUCGAGACAGCGAAUUUGAGGGAGGAAUCUACCACGGAAGGAUCCAGUUGCCCUCAGACUACCCGUUCAAGCCACCAUCCUUCAUGCUGCUCACGCCAAGUGGAAGAUUUGAGAUUCAGAAGAAGAUAUGUUUGAACAUAUCAAAUUACCACCCCGAGCAUUGGCAGCCAUCAUGGAGUGUACGCACAGCACUAGUAGCAUUGAUUGCUUUCAUGCCAACAAAUCCUGGUGGGGCAUUGGGUUCACUGGACUACAAAAAGGAAGAUAAACGAGCGCUCGCCAUCAAAUCACGUGAAACACCACCAAAAUUCGGCUCCCCAGAACGCCAAAGUGUAAUUGACGAGAUCCAUGAGCAAAUGCUAAGUAAAGCUCCACCAAUUCCUCAACUGUUGACAAUUGGCUCUGAAGAGGAGACUAACAAGACCGCACCCGACACUUCUGGUGAACAUGCUGUCAAGGCAGCAGAAGGUGUCAACACUUCUGGCAGCAGCUCUGGUUCUGCUAAUAAUACUGACCUUCCAAACCCUGAGUCAGAGUCAGAAGUUGCAGAAAACAUUGCCAGGGCUCAGUCAGAUGUAAUCCCCAGGGACAGCGGUCCGAGAGUUGUUACAGCACCGCAGAACCCGGUCGUCACAAUCCAGAAGCCAAAGCAUGACAGAUUGCUGACGCUGGCUGCAUUUGGGCUGACUCUUGCUAUCAUGGCCCUCGUGAUAAAGAAGUUCUUCAAAAUCAACGGUCUGGCUGGUUACAUUGAGGGCAAGUUUUAG
Messenger RNA from Triticum turgidum subsp. durum (durum wheat), 918 nucleotides. Lineage: Eukaryota; Viridiplantae; Streptophyta; Magnoliopsida; Poales; Poaceae. The record is from the annotation of a GenBank genome assembly.